UUUUAGUUGUUUUUUUAUGUGAUUUAUAGGUAUAAUUGGCCAGGUUAUAUAUUUGAACACAUUUGCACAAGUUGUGUUUGAAGUAGGAGCUGAAAGACAUUCCCAAAAUUUGUAACCAUGGCUGAUACCUUGUCUUCUAAAAUGGGUCAUGAAAAGUCUGAUAUAGACAACUCUGAGGAUGAGAGGAAAACAAGGCUUGGGUCACUUAAGAAAAAGGCAAUCAAUGCCUCAAGCAAGUUCAGACAUUCCAUUAAAAAGAAAUCCAGGAGACAUAGCAGAGUUAUGUCCAUCGUUAGCAUAGAAGACAACCUCGAUGCCGAAGAGUUACAAGCUGUCGAUGCAUUCCGCCAAGCACUCGUCUUAGAUGAACUAUUACCCGCCAAACAUGAUGAUCAUCAUAUGAUGCUAAGGUUUCUAAGGGCAAGGAAAUUCGAAAUCGAGAAAGCAAAGCAAAUGUGGGCUGAUAUGCUUCAAUGGAGGAAAGAAUUCGGAGCCGACAUGAUCAUGGAGGAAUUUGAAUUCAAGGAAUAUGAUGAGGUGGUUAAGUGCUAUCCACAAGGAUAUCAUGGAGUCGAUAAAGACGGACGACCUGUUUAUAUUGAAAGACUUGGUCAAGUCGAUGCUAAUAAGCUGACUCAAGUAACAACAAUCGACCGUUAUUUAAAGUACCACGUAAAAGAGUUCGAGAAGACCUUUGCCAUUAAAUUCCCUGCUGCAUCAAUUGUAGCCAAAAAACACAUUGAUCAAAGCACAACCAUAUUGGAUGUUGAAGGAGUGGUACGUAAGAUUUUGUUGCUCGGUUUUUUCGAAUCCUGCUUCUUUUGCAGUGUUCUAAUACGCCGUAAACAAACUUUGCAGGGGCUUAAAAGCUUCAACAAGGCUGCACGGGAUCUCCUUCAACGACUUCAAAAGAUCGAUGGUGACAAUUAUCCCGAGACUCUGAACCGGAUGUUUAUCAUCAAUGCCGGCUCGGGAUUUAGGCUCUUAUGGGGCACGGUUAAAUCUUUCCUCGACCCGAAGACCACUGCAAAAAUCCAUGUUUUGGGUAACAAAUACCAGAGCAAAUUGCUUGAAGUAAUUGAUGCUAAUGAACUACCGGAGUUUUUGGGUGGUAAUUGUACUUGUUCCAACAAAGGUGGUUGCAUGUUGUCCGAUAAGGGUCCAUGGAAUGAUCUCGAAAUAUUGAAGAGGGUUCAAAAUGGUGAGGCCAAGUGCAUGAGGAGGAACACGUCUGGGGUCGACGACAAAGCAUGCCUAGAGAUGAGUCACUCAUUCAACGUGGAAACAGCUACAGGCACGGGUGAAAGGAUUGCCGAAAACACACCUUUAUCACCUGUUGCCGAAUCUCCGAUUAAGAACGAGUCCCGGGAUACCUUUACUUAUGACAAAGUUAUUCCGAUGGUUGACAAGGGUAUUGAUGCUUGCUGGCCUAAAUUGAUGGCAGAUGAAAGUUUUGCCAUAUUGAAAGAUAGUUACCAUAUGAAGGAUGAUGGGAAGGUUGUUACUACAGGAAUGGGCAACAAUGUUUUCGGAGGAAUCAUGGCAUUAGUUAUGGGAAUCAUGACUAUGCUUCGCCUGUCCCGCAACAUGCCGAGGAAAUUAGCCGAACCAACUAUGUACAGUGGUGGUCAAGUUUACUAUGCUAACCCGAUGAUCUCGGGUAAUGCCCCUCCGUUAGCACCACCAAUCACUUACGCUGAUUACUAUUCCAUGAUGGAACGUAUGGCUGACUUGGAAUCCAAGGUAAGUGUUCUUAUGGGGCAGCCGGCAACUAUGCCGCCCGAGAAAGAGGAGUUGUUGAAUGCUGCUUUAAGCAGGGUUUGUACCCUUGAAGAAGAGAUAUCUGCAGCUAAGAAGGCAUUUGAGGAAGCUCGUGAUAAACAACAGGAACUUCAGACCUACAUUGACAAGAAAAACAAAAAGAAAAAGAGAUUUAACCCAUUCCGCUGGUAAAAACUGUAACCGAUCCGAAGAUGUCGGUGGCGUGGUUAUAUAUUCAGCCCCACAGAUGAAUAUAUAUUCCUUACUAUUAGUAAAUUAUUCAGUUUCCAUGACUACAAAACCUUGGGAGUUUGGUAUUUUGAUUAAAUUGUUGAGUAUAUGUAUAUGUAUAUGUUUUUUCAACAGUUAUUUUGCCUCAAAAUUUAGAGAAAAUUGUUGUCUUGGUCAAAGUCCUAGUUGUAAUGUGCAAAAGUUUUAUAUACAUAUAUGCAUAUGUAUAUGCAUAUAUGCAUAUUCUAUAUUUAUGGUAAUAAGAGUGAAGAAAAGAACAGGAAAUAUUUAUAACCUAACACCAGCAAUGUUUGCCAUGAAAGGUUCUCUGUAAAUAUAAGUUUCUUCACUUUAGGUAAGUAGAUUUCAAAUCAUUUAUAUUGAAUUUAGACCAUUCGAGUUUGAAGCAAAUAUUUUUAAGUUGCUAUUACACAAUUCAAACCAUUUUCGAUUCUGGUCACUUCAAACUCCAAUCAUUUUGGAUUCAAGUUAGGUUUUGAUAAAUUCUAUUUCAGGUUAUACGAAUUAAUAUUUUUAAUUUUUUAUGAUCAAAUCAAAUUGAGGAUAUAGGCCAAAAUUCUGGGUUAAAACCAAGUUACCAUGCCUAAAGCCAGUAGGCAAUUCGAAGCUUAGUUCGAAAAUUGUGAUAUCAAAGUUUUAUAUAACUCAGCAAACCAAACUUUUCGACAACAAAGUCCCAAAGCAUCAUACGAAACAACCUUAAUAUUUAAGAAGUGCAGCAAAUCAAACAUUAAACUGAAAAAAAAAAGAAGGGAA
Messenger RNA from Gossypium raimondii (Peruvian cotton), 2769 nucleotides. Its product is annotated as phosphatidylinositol/phosphatidylcholine transfer protein SFH3. The coding region runs from base 118 to 1953 and encodes 611 amino acids. NCBI's taxonomy places the organism in Eukaryota, Viridiplantae, Streptophyta, Magnoliopsida, Malvales, Malvaceae. The record is from RefSeq and is a predicted model, not a curated record. The transcript is spliced from 12 exons.